This is a messenger RNA of Durusdinium trenchii, 2310 nucleotides long. The record is from the annotation of a GenBank genome assembly. NCBI's taxonomy places the organism in Eukaryota, Dinophyceae, Suessiales, Symbiodiniaceae.
AUGGUUUGCGGCCUUGAACCUCUUCUUGGCCUCGAGGCCCGCAGUCUGGCAGGCGGCUCCCGAGGCACCAUCAGCACGGAGCGCUUGUGGGAGGUGUUUCUGGGAGAUGUCAUGGCCGGAUUGACCAGCCUUCGGCUGAGGCAGUCCCAGGAGCUCUCACAUUGUUACCGACUGUGCUGGGUACCACUACAGCUUUGGCAACGCCUUGAGAGUGCUGAUGAGGAUCAAUUCCUGUGCUUCGAUGCCAUGCAAAGCGUGGCGAACAAGGAACCUUGGCAUUGCUUAGAACUUUUGCCACAGGGUUGCGUGCCGUGCUUGUUGGAGUUCGACACGCACAUUGCCCGACAAGCAGUUGAUGUGCACGAACUCGCAGCUGCCAUCGAAGGAAGCGAGCUACCUGAAGGUGCAACGGCCGAGGCGCACGAGCUGCUCCUGCCGCCCUUCCUGCGUGGCAAGCUGGGACAGGUGCGCCGCGCCCCUGCGCCGCCACCGUAUCACUUGGAAGUCUACCACCUGGAGAUCCUGGGCUUCCCGGAAACCGACCUCUCCGAGACCUUGCUUCAGUCCCCUCCGGAGGCCAUCUUGGCGGCCUCUCUCCUGCUGAGCUUGCAACGCUCCAGAGAGGAGCAGCACGAAGCGGGUUUCACCUGCAUCGCUCCAGCCGAGAAGGAGGCAGAGUAUCGAUGUGCAGCGCUCGGACACGGGAGGGACACGUCGGAUGCCACGUUUCCGCCACCCGCGGUGCCUCCGGAGACUGCUCCACCUGCUGAGCAGGCCCCCGAGGCGCCGCUUCGGCGGACGCUGCUGGCAUUGGCCUCCGACUGCUUCGCGCAGCUCGCGGAGGCCGUGGAGGUGCGACACCUGGGCACGGUGAGUACCGUGUGGAAGGGCUACUUGGAAUGCGCCUUAGAUGGCACCAACUUCUGGAAGGAGGUGGGCGAGGCUCUACAGAUGGGCGUCUUCGGAAUGGCGUUGGUUUUAAGUCUCAUGUUGGGUUGGCAGACGUGGCACCUUCGAGACCUGGACGUGGUGGAUCUAAGGGAGGUCGAUCCAGAGUUCACAGUUGUUCAGUGGCCCUACGUAGUAGCGGCCACAAUCUUUCUGAUGGAGUUCUUCAUUUGCUUUAUAGUCAUUUUGCUGCUCCGCUUGAUGCUUCACUUCAAAGAUCCCAGUAGCGGUGAGGUGGUCUUCCUCCUGCGCCUUCGUGAGGUUGCAGAGACUUUGGCCUUCAUCGCCUUCUUCGCUGGCGUGUACUACGUCUACGUCUUGUGCCGAUCACCUUUGAUCCGUAUGGGCGGUGGGUCCUUUUUUCAGGGUGAGCAGGAAUAUCGAGAUCCAUGGCACAUCCUGCUUUGGACCUUCUUGGCACCACACCAGUGGGUGAUGCAAAGCAGGCUGUACACCAAAGCCUCCUUGCCAGAGAGUGCUGAACUCAUGAUUUGCACCGGUUUUACCAUGGUUUUUGGCUUAGUGGGCAUCCAGGUGGACAUGUCCCAGGAGGAUGCCUUUCUCGCACCUCAUUGGCAGGUGCGAUUGGCCUUCACGUUGUCGACGCUGUGCAUGGUGACCACCUUCGUCAAGGCCCACAGGCAACCCAUGGAGCAAGCGACCGCCCUCACGGGCGGCUUCUAUCUUAAGGUGAAGUACGUGGUUUGGAGCUUGUACCCAGUGGUCUAUGCACUGCGCUCCUUCGGAUGGAUCAGUCCAUGGCAGGAAGAGGUCUUGUUCUAUACCCCCCUCGACGUGGUCGCCAAGUCUCUCUCGCUCAUAGCCAGCUCCAGUGGUCCCUUGUUCACGCUCUUCGUGAGCACCUGGGGUCACUGGACCGUGAGCGCCGGGGAGCACGACUUUCGGGUCACGGUGGCGGAUCCCUCGUGGCAAGUGCAGCAGGUCGUCAUGGACCGAUCCCAGGACCUUGGCCAGCAGAUCACCGGGCUCACGCCGGGCGUCAGCAACUUCCUCCGCGACGUGGUGCUGCCGGAGGAUCGUCGGAAGCUGCAAAUGGUCGCCAAGCAGGUCGACAAGCAGUUGAGCUUUAUGGCUCAGAAGACACCCUUUACAGUGAUCUUGAAGGACAUGACCGCGCCAGCCGAGUGCUACGUCUCCCGGAGCCUGUGGGGCUCGAGGGAGCUCGCGAUCUCCUUGUUGGUCAUCGGGCAAGAGUUUCCAGAUGAAGAUGAUACACGGAGCUUGAGCGUGGACAGUUCGAUCAGUGAGCUGACGCCACCCGCCACGGAAGAUCGGUGCUACCUGAGCGCUGGGAAGGUGGCUUUGCACCAGCAGUUGGCUGCCCGAAGCUGUAGGCCUUGA